AUGGGGCAACUCUACACGAUCUAUGGCGUGUGCAGCAGCGGUGUCGAAGUGCCGUUGCUAUAUGCGAUUUCUACAAAGAAAGCAGAACAGGCAUCGGUAGUCCCACCUGCUCCACGAAUUGUUCUGGAUUACGAAUGUGUUUCCGGAGGCUACGGUGCAGGGCUGCGCCUUCCAUCUUGUGCAGGCCUGGAACGGCAGCGCGACAGAUUCGGUGUAAGGCCGUUUUGUGCGCAGAAGUCCAACGAAGUGGCGGGAUUGACGUGGUAUGAAGGGAUGUUUGCCGAUCUAUGGGAUAAACAUGGCAUAAAGGAGUUGCGCACAGCAAACUUAGCCGAGGGCUGUCACAGCCAACUGAACACUUUAGUGGACACAGACCACCUUCCUUUGCGUGAGCUGAUCGAAGUUCUUCGGAACCUCGACAGCGAGACCGAGUCGGCGCGGACGACGCUGGAGCAGUAUCCAGCGCACGUUAUAUACAUCAGGCCCAAAGACCGCGAAAGGAGAGAGAAGACUGCGUCUGAGAUGAGGUUUACGGAGCAGUACAAUGGUGGGAUAUCGCGACAUCGCAUCGAGGAAUGCUGCCGAACAAAGUCAAGGCAUGUUUCCGAUAAGACCAUCUGA
Messenger RNA from Cylicostephanus goldi, 621 nucleotides. The record is from the annotation of a GenBank genome assembly. Lineage: Eukaryota; Metazoa; Nematoda; Chromadorea; Rhabditida; Strongylidae.